GGCGGCGGAAGCGGCCGAUGGCGGGGAUGGAGCUGGGAGGUGGCCGGAGCCGGUAAUUUAGGUGGUUUUCUAGCAUGGACACUGUUGCUAGCCAUAGCUGUCAUCUUCUGCAGCAGCUACAUGAACAGCGCAUCCAGGGGCUUCUCUGUGACUGCAUGCUGGUGGUCAAGGGUGUCUGCUUCAAAGCACACAAGAAUGUGUUAGCUGCUUUCAGUCAAUAUUUCAGGACCCUUUUCCAGAAUUCUUCAGGCCAGAAGAAUGAUGUGUUUCACUUGGACAUCAAAAACGUAGGUGGCAUAGGCCAGAUCCUGGACUUCAUGUACACCUCCCACCUGGACCUUAGUCAGGACAACGUACAAGCUAUGCUGGACAUUGCACAGUGCCUCCAAGUGCAAAAUGUGCUGAACAUUUGCCACACCUUUUUAAAGUCUUCCACAGCUGUGGAACAGGCAGCCAGCAUGCCAUGCAACAGUGUGUUUUCACUGCAGAACACUCUGGGUACAGAUACCAGCUGUGCUGGGGAUGCCUAUGGGACAAACCUAUUGCCUGAGUGCUCAGCUGACAGACAGACUAACAAAGGCUUGGCUGAGCAGAACUCACAGUCUGUGAAUCUGCACACCCCAUCAGGUGAUGGACACAAACCACCACAAGAUUCCUUAGAUGGCAGCUGCACAGAGCUCCCAUUUAAACAACCAAAUUAUUACUAUAAACUGCGCAACUUCUACAGCAAACAGUUCUACAAACAAAACGCUUGCUCUGAUCACGAGAGAGGAGCAGAACCAGCCUUUUCUUACAGCACAUCCACGGAAAUAAACACAGUGCAGAGUAAUUCUUGCACUGUCAAUCACUCUGAGUGUAUUCUGGAAACCUCUGAGCAUUUACCAUCAAACUUCCUGGUUCAGUCUGCAAGUGAAGCUGCUCCAGACCAAAAUGCAGAGAGCACGGUUGUGCAGCCCACCAGACAGAUGCGGCUGAAAAAGGCAGUGCACCUCAAAAAGUUAAAUUUCCUAAGAUCUCAGAAAUCAGCAGAGCAGCCCCCUGAGCAGCCCCAAAGAGAUGACAGUAGAAUAACAGAAGUAAUUGAACCUGUAAAUGAAAGUGCCACGGACACAACAGAUGUUAGAGUUACUGAUGAAAAAGAAGCUGAAGAUUUAAUGAAUUCAGAGAAUUUUGAACAGACUGUUGAAAUGGAAAGAUCUCAAGGUCCUUUGGAACAAGAAGGACAAUCACAGACUCUUCAGUCACAGAAACAAUAUACUUGUGAGUUAUGUGGGAAGGCUUUCAAACAUCCAAGCAAUUUGGAGCUACAUAAAAGGUCUCAUACAGGUGAGAAACCUUUUGAAUGUAACAUUUGUGGGAAACACUUCUCACAGGCAGGUAAUCUCCAGACGCAUUUACGUCGACAUUCUGGUGAGAAGCCAUACAUUUGUGAAAUCUGUGGCAAAAGAUUUGCUGCUUCUGGUGAUGUUCAGCGUCAUAUAAUUAUUCAUUCUGGAGAAAAACCUCACCUGUGUGAUAUCUGUGGCAGAGGUUUCAGUAACUUCAGUAAUUUAAAGGAGCACAAAAAGACCCAUACAGCAGAUAAAGUGUUCACCUGUGAUGAAUGUGGGAAGUCAUUUAAUAUGCAACGAAAAUUGGUCAAGCACAGGAUAAGGCACACUGGAGAGAGACCAUACAGCUGUUCAGCUUGUGGGAAGUGUUUUGCGGGCUCUGGUGACCUGCGGCGGCACGUGCGGACGCACACGGGCGAGAAGCCCUACACGUGCGAGACGUGCAACAAGUGCUUCACGCGCUCGGCCGUGCUGCGGCGGCACAGCAAGGUGCACUGCAGGGCCCUCGAGGAGCUCGCCCAAGGGAUGGACAAGUCCCAGAGCUCUGACUCCUUUGGCCCGGAGAUGUCUGUCACAUUGCUACCAGUGUCUGUUAAAUUUCCCAUUCAUCCCGCUGGAAGCUCCCCUGAAUUCGACAGUUCCGCGGAUUCUUACUGUAAGCUGCGAUCCAUGAUCCAGCACCACGACUCGGCAAACGCAGAGAAGCUCGGUGUGGAUUCUGGCAAGGCGCUGAAAGGCCAGGCCCAGCCGGCCCCAGCGGCACCCCCAGCGUACGCUUACCCCGAGGUGGAUGUGCCUGCAGCAGAGCAGCCCCUGCAGGCCGAGGGCAUGGCCCUGCUCCGCCCCUCCGUGGCCGGCCUGGAGGCCGAGCCCCUGGGCAGCCGCGCCUCCUCUGCCGCCUACAAGAGCAACGAGGGCCCCUUCUUCUCCAGCAUGACCCUCUGGGGCUUGGCCAUGAAAACCCUGCAAAAUGAAAGCGAGUUGGAGCAAUGAGGGCUCAGCUGGCUGUACCAAAACUUCUCAGAGGUGGUUCAUGUGGUUGCGGUUGCACUGCAGCACAGUCAGUUUUUAGGCCAGGUGGCUUGGACACUGACAGGAAUCAGAGUGCUUGUUCCCAGAACCACAUGUAGGCUGCCUUUAUUUACACUGCUUUUUAGCAAAGUUUAAAUGCACUGUUGGGGACCUUUGUUGUUCUGUGACUGCACUGUGUAGCCAUGAUUUACUAAAAUUUGCCACCAACUAAAUUUACCAUUUAACUUGGAAUUUUUUUACCUAAAAAUUGACGAAAGGAUGGCCAGUGUCUAAGUUCAUGAUAUGGGUACAGCUCCCAGCAUGGGUCAUCAGAGCUGUGGGAUGGUGUAGAUAUGACAGGAGGAAAAUGCUUAACCAAUCCCUAGUGAAUGUGAGUUUCAGUAGUGGCUCUCUUACCAGUAGGGUCAUUGGGUUACAGGACUUGAGUAUUGUGACAUUGAAUUUAAAUGUUAAAUACUGGGCAAUAUUUGUGAUAGUGCAAAGUAACUGAAUAUCUAGAAACUUUAUUUUUUUACAAUAAAAGCUUUUUUUUAGUAUUUUAUAAACUGUUUUGCACAGCAGAUUAUUUGUAAAAUGAAGGCGAAGAUCAAGUUGUGAAUA
Messenger RNA from Melozone crissalis (California towhee), 2963 nucleotides. RefSeq names its product zinc finger and BTB domain containing 49 (gene ZBTB49). Lineage: Eukaryota; Metazoa; Chordata; Aves; Passeriformes; Passerellidae. The transcript has 8 exons. The record is from RefSeq and is a predicted model, not a curated record. The coding region runs from base 75 to 2324 and encodes 749 amino acids. Gene Ontology annotation, biological process: regulation of transcription by RNA polymerase II. Gene Ontology annotation, molecular function: DNA-binding transcription factor activity, RNA polymerase II-specific; protein binding; RNA polymerase II cis-regulatory region sequence-specific DNA binding. Gene Ontology annotation, cellular component: nucleus.